CUGACUUGGUGGAUAGGAUGCGGGCGUGGAUGACUGGCAUAGUUUGAGGGGUCGUCAUCGCACGACAAAGGUGAAAAACAGUCUACAGGACAAGGUGGAAGGCUUCUCUGCAGCUCCUGCAAGUUUUACUGCCGUUAGAAAAUAAUAGGAAAAGUUUAAUCGCCUUUCGCCGGCUUACUGAUCACGUGACCCAGCCGGUACCAGACUUCAGACGAUAUUCUCGCCGUUUCGGGUUGAAGACGCCGAAUUUCUGUCGAAUUUGAUCUGAUUGUCUGGAAAACAGGGUCUGCGGUGGAUAACUUUUCUCGCCUGAGGAAAUAAUCUGAGGAAGUCGCGGAUUUGGCUGUUGUGGGACCCGGGAUCACGUGACCUGUCCAACCAUCAGGCGGGCGCGGCCAUCAUCGUGGCGCAACAGAACAGGUUCAAAUCCUACACCCGUCGUGUCUGCCAGUCCAGCACCAGCCAAACACGCGGUGCAGCGCUACGACGGACUCAACCCAACACAUGAAGAGCUCACUGCUCGCUCGGUGAACACUCGACUCGUAGGAAUUUGAAGUUUUUGCGUCGUUUCCGGGACGGGAAAAGUUUGAGUCGUGCGGUGAGGACGGUGUGAGGGAUAUUCAAGAUGGCGGACUACAGAGACGAACAAGAGCUGAAGUACUUAGUUGUUGAUCGGGGAUCCUUCGUCAACGACCCUGCGGCCCAAGCUGACUGGACGGCUAAAAGGCUAGUAUGGAUCCCUUCCGAGAAAGAAGGAUUCGAGGCUGCCAGCGUCAAGUCUGAGCGCGGGGAGGAGGUGACAGUUGAGCUCGAUUCGGGCAAGAAGAUCGUAGUCAACAAGGAUGACAUCCAAAAAAUGAACCCGCCAAAGUUCUCCAAAGUGGAGGACAUGGCGGACCUGACAUGUCUCAACGAAGCGUCAGUUCUCCACAACCUCAAGGAGCGAUACUAUUCUGGUCUUAUCUAUACGUACUCCGGUCUGUUCUGUGUGGUGGUUAACCCCUACAAGAAGCUGCCGAUCUACACAGACAAAGUUAUCGAGUUGUACAGGGGAAAGAAAAGGCAUGAAGUCCCCCCUCAUGUUUUUGCCAUCACAGACUCUGCCUACAGGAGUAUGCUCCAAGAUCGGGAAGACCAGUCCAUCCUUUGCACAGGGGAGUCUGGCGCUGGCAAGACAGAGAACACCAAGAAGGUCAUCCAGUAUCUGGCAUACGUGGCGGCCGCGCCGGCGGGAAGCAAAGGCGGCAAGUCCCAAUCCACGUCCAACCUGCACGGUCCACAUGGCACUGACAGGCAUAAUUACCACCAACAGGGAGAGCUGGAGACUCAACUGCUACAGGCCAACCCCAUCCUGGAGUCCUUUGGCAAUGCCAAAACUGUCAAAAAUGACAACUCGUCACGAUUUGGCAAGUUCAUCCGUAUCAACUUUGACAUGUCAGGGUACCUUGCUGGCGCCAGCAUCGAGACAUAUCUGCUUGAAAAGGCUCGUUGUAUCCGUCAGGCACCCAACGAAAGAACAUUCCAUAUCUACUACCAGUUACUGAAGGGAGCCAAUGCACAGCUGAAGAAGGACUUGCUGAUCGAGGAUGCCAAGUUCUACACGUUCCUUAGCAAUGGCUACGUCCCCGUCCCAGGAGUGGACGAUGCCCAGGAGUUCCAGGACACCGUCGAGGCCAUGAAGAUCAUGAACAUCCCAGAAGAAGACAGAAUCGCUGUCAUGAGGGUGGUGUCUGCCGUGCUGAUGUUCGGUAACCUUCAGUUCAAGCAGGAGCGCAACACCGACCAGGCCAUAUUACCAGACAACACCGUGGCCCAGAAGGUGUGCCAUCUCAUGGGCCUGCCUGUGUCCGAGUUCACCAAGGCUCUGCUCAGGCCACGAGUCAAGGUCGGCAGAGACUACGUCCAUAAGGCUCAGACCAAAGAACAGGUGGAGUUUGCUGUGGAGGCCCUGACCAAGGCUGUCUACGAGCGCAUGUUCCGCUGGCUGGUCCGGGCAAUCAACAAGUCCCUGGACCGCACACGCAGACAGGGAGCCUCCUUCAUCGGGAUCCUGGACAUCGCUGGCUUCGAGAUCUUCCAGCUGAACAGCUUCGAGCAGCUGUGCAUCAACUACACAAACGAGAAGCUGCAGCAGCUCUUCAACCACACCAUGUUUGUGCUGGAGCAGGAGGAGUACCAGCGCGAGGGCAUCGACUGGAAGUUCAUCGACUUCGGUCUGGACCUCCAGCCCACCAUCGACCUCAUCGAGAAGCCCCUGGGUGUGCUGGCCCUGCUGGAUGAAGAGUGCUGGUUCCCCAAGGCCACCGACAAGUCCUACGUGGAGAAGCUGGUCACCAACCACUCCACCAACGUCAAGUUCGCCAAGUCUGACUUCAGGGCCAACGCAGACUUCAGCGUGGUCCACUAUGCAGGAAAGGUGGACUACCUUGCUGACCAGUGGCUGAUGAAGAACAUGGACCCACUGAAUGACAACUGUGUGGAGCUGCUGAAGAACUCUUCUGAUAACUUCAUGGCCACCAUCUGGAAGGACGUUGCCUUAACUACACCCCGCUCCUCUUUUUUCAUGGACAAUCCCUUUGUACAAGGCAACCCCAAGAAAAUUAAAAAAGGGUCCAAACACGGAGGUGAUGCAUUUGUGGAAAGUGUGUCUGUCUAUUUUCCAUCUGUUGGUCUCACCGCGAGAAGAUUUGGUGUUCCUCUCAACCAAGCCACCGGCAUCAUCAGUAUGAGUGAGGCCCAGGCAGCAGACACCGCCUUCGGACAGUCCCGCAUCAGGAAGGGCAUGUUCCGUACCGUGGGGCAGCUGUACAAGGAGCAGCUGGCCAAGCUGAUGGAGGUGCUGCGAAACACCAACCCCAACUUCGUCAGGUGUAUCAUUCCCAACUAUGAGAAGAAGGCUGGAAAGAUCGAGUCCCACCUUGUUCUGGACCAGCUGCGCUGCAACGGUGUGCUGGAAGGCAUCAGGAUAUGUCGCCAAGGCUUCCCCAACAGAAUCGUGUUCCAGGAGUUCAAACAGAGAUAUGAGAUCCUGACUCCCAAUGUCAUCACCAAGGGCUUCAUGGACGCAAAGAAAGCUUGCCAAAAGAUGAUCGAGGCCCUGGAGCUGGACCACAACCUGUACAGGAUCGGCCAGAGUAAGAUCUUCUUCCGCGCGGGCGUACUGGCUCACCUGGAGGAGGAGCGAGACAUCAAGCUAACCGACAUCAUCAUACAGUUCCAGGCUGCCUGCCGUGGGCUCAUCGCCAGGAGAAACUACCACAGGCGUACUCAGCAGCUGAGCGCCAUCAGGAUCAUCCAGCGUAACUGUGCCGCGUACCUCAAGCUGCGCAACUGGCAAUGGUGGAGGCUCUUCACUAAGGUGAAGCCCCUGCUGCAGGUGACUCGCCAGGAGGAUGAGCUGGUCCAGAAGGAGUCUGAGCUCAUGAAGGUGAAGGAUGUGCUGACCAAGAAGGAGCAGGACAUGGUGGAGAUGGAGCGCAAGCAGAGCCAGCUGCUGGAAGAGAAGAGCAUCUUGGCUGAGCAGCUUCAGGCGGAGACAGAACUGUGUCAGGAGGCUGAGGAGAUGAGGGCCCGUCUGUCCGCCAAGAAACAGGAGCUGGAGGAGAUCCUGCAUGACCUGGAGUCCCGUAUUGAGGAGGAGGAAGAGCGCAACACCGGCCUGCUGCAGGAGAAGAAGAAGAUGCAGCUCAACAUCCAGGACCUGGAGGAACAACUGGAGGAAGAAGAAGCUGCCCGGCAGAAGCUGCAGCUGGAGAAGGUGUCUGCUGACUCCAAGAUCAAGAAACUGGAGGAAGACCUGGCAUGCGUGGAUGACAACAACCAGAAGCUGUCCAAGGAGAAGAAGAGUCUUGAGGACCGUAUGUCUGAACUGGCCCAGGCCCUGGCAGAGGAGGAGGAUAAGGCCAAGCAACUGUCCAAGAUCAAGAACAAACAGGAGGCCAUGAGCAAGGACAUUGAGGACAGGCUGACCAGAGAGGAGAAGAACCGUGGAGAGUUGGAGAAGCAGCGCAGGAAGCUGGAGAUGGAGCUCGGCGACACCAAAGAGCAGCUGUCUGAGACCAAGCAGAACCUGGACGAGCUGGUGACACAGGUGGCCAAGAGAGAAGAGGAACUGGCAAGUGCGCUCCGAAAGAUUGACGAUGAGACCUUGCAGAAGUCUUCUGCCCAGAAGGCCCUGCGUGAGCUUGAAAGCCAGGUCUCUGAGCUGCAGGAGGACCUGGAGGCUGAGAAGACUUCACGGGCAAAGGCGGAGAAACAGAAGAGGGACCUCAGCGAGGAGCUGGAGGCUCUCAAGACAGAACUGGAAGACUCCUAUGACACAACAGCUGCACAGCAGGAGCUGAGGAGCAAGCGUGAACAAGAGCUGAACUCGGUGAAGCAGGCCCUGCAGGAUGAACAGAUGCUCCGUGAGCAGCAGAUCCUGGAGCUCAGGCAGAAAAACCAACAGCAGGCCGAGGAGCUCAACGACCAACUGGACGCCAUGAAGAGGGCCAAGACCGCUCUGGAGAAGACGAAGAACUCCCUGGAGGCUGAGAACACAGACAUGACGGACGAGCUGAAGUCUCUGCAGGCCCAGAAGCAGGAGUCUGAGCGGAGGCGCCGCGCCCUGGAGCUGCAGCUGCAGGAGACCAACGAGCGCAUCCGAGAACUCGACGCCAGCAAAGGUGAGUCCCAGGAGACGGUGACUAAGGUGCAGGCUGAACUGGAGUCUGCCAGCAUGCAGCUGGAGGACCUGGAGUCUCGCACCUCCUCCCUCACCAAGGCCAACAACGCCCUGCAGACCCAGCUGGCUGACGUGCAGGAGUCCCUGCAGGAGGAGACCCGGCAGAAACUCAGCCUCAACACCAAGAUCCGCUCCCUGGAGGAGGAGAGGGACAACCUGACGGAGCAGCUGGAGGAGGAGGAGGAGGCUAAGAAGGCCAUGGAGAAGCAGUGUAGUUCCCUGCAGGCUCAGCUGUCUGAUGCCAAGAGGAAGGCUGAGGAGGACAGCAUGGCCCUGGAGCAGAUGGAGGAGCAGAAGAAGCACGCCUCCAGAGAAAUGGAGGCCCUCCAGCAGAGGCUUGAGGAACUGCAGGCACAGGUGGACAAGCUUGAGAAGACCCGUAAGCGACUGCAGGGAGAGGUGGACGAUGCCAACGCCCAGCUGGACCAGCAACGGUCACACAUCUCCAACCUGGAGAAGAAGCAGAAGAAGUUUGACCAGAUGUUGAAUGAAGAGAAGAUGAAUGGAGCAAAGCUGAUGGAACAGAGGGACCAAGCCGAGAGAGAGGCGCGAGAGAAGGAGAGCCGUUACCUGUCACUGCAGCGGGAACUGGAGGAGGUUCGCGACCAGCUGUCGGAGUCGGAGCGCGUCCGCAAGCAGCAGGGGGCGGAACUGGACGAGCUCAUGAGCUCCAAGGAUGACGUCGGGAAGAACGUCCAUGAGCUGGAGAAGUCGAAGCGUGCCCUGGAGCAGCAGGCGGAGGAGCAGCGGACACAGAUCGAGGAGCUGGAGGAUGAGCUGCAGGCCACGGAGGACGCCAAGCUGCGCCUGGAGGUCAACAUGCAGGCACUCAAGCAGAAGUACGACAGAGAGCUACAGAACCGUGAAGAGAAUGACGAGGAGAAGCGGCGCGGGCUGGUGAGGCAGCUGCGGGAGAUGGAGGCUGAGCUGGAGGACGAGCGUAAGCAGCGCUCCAAUGCCGUGUCCGCCAAGAAGAAGCUGGAGAACGACCUGAAGGACACCGAGAGCCAGCUGGAACAGGCCAACAAGGUGAAGGAGGACAGCAUCAAGCAGCUGAAGAAGUUCCAGGCCCAAAUGCGAGACUUCCAGACAGACCUGGACGAGGCGCGGCAGGCGCGGGACGAGAUGGCCCAGCAGGCCAAGGACAACGAGAAGCGCGUCAAGUCCCUGGAGGCGGAGAUCAUCCAGCUGCAGGAGGACCUGUCUGCCGCCGAGCGCAGCAAGAAAACCAUCGCCACCGAGAGGGACGAGCUCGCAGAGGAGGUCAACUCUAACUCUGCCAGCAAACAAGCCCUACAGGAGGACAAGCGUCGUCUGGAGGCCCGUCUGGCCCAGCUGGAGGAGGAGGUGGAGGAGGAGCAGAGUAACAAUGAGAUUCUCAUGGACAAGGUGCGCAAGAACGGCGUGCAGAUGGAGCAGCUCACCACCGAGCUCGCCGCAGAGAGGUCCAACAACCAGAAGCUGCUCAACCAACAGUCCAUGCUGGAUAGACAGAACAAGGAGCUUCGCCUGAAGCUGCAGGAACUGGAGGCUACAGUCAAGACCCGCAGCAAGGCCAUGAUCGCUUCCCUGGAGAACAAGAUCGCCCAGCUGGAGGAACAACUGGAGACAGAGACAAGGGAGAAGAUGUCUGCCCAGAAGGCGUCCCGUAAGGGAGAUAAGAAGCUUAAGGAGGUGCUGCUGCAGAACGAGGAGGAGCGGCGACAUGCCGAUCAGUACAAGGACCAGGUUGAGAAGAUGAACGCCAGGUUAAAGACGCUGAAGCGGCAGCUGGAUGAGGCGGAGGAAGAGUCGACCAGGAUCAACGCCCACAAGCGCAAGCUGCAGCGUGAGCUGGACGACAUGCAGGAGUCCAACGACGGCCUGACACGAGAGGUCAACGCCCUGAAGAACAAACUGAGGAACCGGGGCGCAACCAACCUUCUAACCAGCCGCUCGUCGCGUCGCGCUAACAACGUGGACAGCGGUGCCUCCUCCAAUGAACUGGACAUGACACAGCAGUCCACUGCUUCCGAUGGUGUAGACGGGGAGGAUGAUUGAGCGAUCACAUGACCCGGGCUCUGUCCCGGGACCGUAGUGGUCUCCAUCCCAGGGUGGCUUCGGCCAUCCUCGCUUCAUCAUUAAUUUGCUAGACUGCUCCCAUUCUCUAUGAGGAUACGUAUAGUUAGGUGACAGGACUAAAGCUUUUCUACUAUUCAUUAUCACUAUACUUGAAGAGCAAAUUCAUUUUGUAAUGGAGAGACGAUAAUUAGGAGGGUGUAUAAAACAUUUUCCAAAGGGCAGGUAGAGUUUGCAGCAUAUCUUGUCUUUUAUAGGGGGCGUAACGCUCAGAGAGAAUUUGACAGCAACCUAUAGCAACAUUAAUAAACAGGUAGUGACAACAUUUUAAAGCUAUGCUAACCGCUUUCCACCUUUGUUUUUCUCACUCAUUUGUAUUAUUUUCACUUUAGAGAAAUCUCUUCAUUGCUCCCAUCUGUUCUCUCCAUGCCUUGCUCUGACCUACUUUCAAAGAUAAUCUAUAUAUAUGAAGAAAAUAAAAUAUCUAAUUGUAUGUCAUUCCUCUUCUAGUACUGAGACUGAUUGAAUCUUCAGAAGGUCUAUUUUUAUUAAGUAAUUUGCCCUUAGAGAGAUGAAGUUCUUUGGACUGCUUAGUGGCAGGUAAUGCAUUAUGCUUUUCUACGUAGUAGUACCACUGGGGCUGGUAGAGGUCCCAAGUAUACAGCUGUAAGUAGAUGUUGAACUGAACUGCAAAUGGUGUGGUUUAAGUCGGGGGACUUUCAGGCACCGUACAUUAUAUGACUUGCUGAGGAAAGCAUGGGCUCCUGGCAUUGCACACAAGCAAAACCCAGCUGAUGUACUUAGUAUUUGUGCUCGUGGCUGGAGAACAAAUGACAAUUGAUUCGGUCAGAAAAAGUAUCUGUAUACUUACAACAUACAAUCAACAGCCUCUGUAGCCUUUGUGUACCUCUCUCCAAACUGCCAUCACACAACAAAACAAACCAAUGAAAAUGUGGGUGCCUCAAAGUUUGAAGAGUAGCCUUACCCAUUCUCCCUAGAGAUGUUGCUUUGGUAAUGAUGGUUACUUCUUUGCCUUUAUUUGGUUGUUCAAAAAUCACAACUUUGAAGGGUGAGAGAAUUGUAAUACAAGUGAGUUUAGGAUAUAUAUCUUCUUUUUUUUGGACAUUAUCAUGUAUUGAAAUGAUUUCUCUAGUAUGCUGGAACUGUCUGCGUGACUUGCUUUUGUAACGCCUAGCAUGAAUAAUGAUAGUAAUGUGUACUGUAUGUGCGAAUGAUCGUAAAAUGGACGGCUUGACGCCUGGCAAAUGACGUGUCAUAGCAAGGUGACUGGCGCAAGGCGGUCACGUGUUCUUUUGUCUGGAACGAGGAAGUGUUGUUGGGAUCGGACAUUUUCUAUCAUUGCAUUAUGAUGAAAUAAAACCAAGCCUGAUACUGGAGGA
Molecule: messenger RNA, 8181 nt
Organism: Branchiostoma belcheri (Belcher's lancelet)
Lineage: Eukaryota; Metazoa; Chordata; Leptocardii; Amphioxiformes; Branchiostomatidae
Product: myosin-10-like
Exons: 42
Coding region: 626-6763 (2045 amino acids)
Cellular component (GO): myosin complex
Molecular function (GO): actin filament binding; ATP binding; cytoskeletal motor activity
Source: RefSeq, a predicted model, not a curated record